CACAGUCGAACACAUCACACAGCGCAUCGCGGCGGCGGCAUCGCCUCUCGCUGCUCUCCAGACAAGAAGAAGACGUCACCCGUGACCGGCCUCUCGCCGCCCCCGGCGUCGCCGACGCGAUGCCUCCGCUCCCGAGGCUCCUCCACCGCCACCUCGCCCUCCCGCUGGCCCGCCGCCACUCCCCUCUCCAUCCGUGGCCGCCCGCGGCCGACGCCGUCCUCUCUCGCGGGCUCGCCUCCUCCUCCUCCUCCGCCGCCGCCGCCGCCGCGGCCGGCCGGGAGAAGAGCUCUAGGAGGACCCUGGGGUACCUGCUCGGCGUGGCGGCCGCUAUGGUCGGCGCCUCCUACGCCGCCGUCCCGCUCUACCGCCGGUUCUGCCAGGCUACCGGAUACGGCGGCACCGUUCAGCGCCGCGAGAGUGUAGAGGAGAAGAUCUCCCGGCAUACUCGACAAGGAACCACACCACAAAGAGAGAUAAUUAUCCAAUUUAAUGCUGAUGUUGCUGAUGGAAUGCCUUGGAAGUUCAUUCCUACACAGCGAGAGGUGAAGGUUAAACCUGGUGAAAGUGCUCUUGCUUUUUAUACUGCUGAGAACCGCAGUUCAGCUCCAAUUACUGGUGUGUCCACGUAUAAUGUUGCUCCAAUGAAGGCUGCCAUCUACUUCAAUAAAAUACAGUGUUUCUGCUUUGAGGAGCAAACACUUCUUCCAGGGGAGCAGAUUGACAUGCCGGUAUUCUUCUACAUUGAUCCUGAGUUUGAGACAGACCCCAAAAUGGACGGGGUAAACAACAUAGUUCUUUCCUAUACAUUCUUCAAGGUGAAAGAGUAGAAAUAACUUUUAAGCGAUCUGUAACAUUAAUUCUAUUAAAACCCUCACGCAAUUCAUGUGUUUCAAAAUUCUUUCAUGUAACACCAAGAGUAAAAGGUUAGGUUCUCUAUGUAGCUAGAUCACAUGGUUUGUGAAAGUUUUUUGCAAAUAAGAAGAGUUGUUCCAAUGCAAUCAAAGUGGAAAUACAUAUUUGGUUUGAUCUUAAGAAUGGAUUGCAGGAAUGUACUGAUAGGAUCUGUCAAGGACCAGACCAGGGAACUUCAUCAUGUUUGUGAAUUGUGAUGUGCAUUUUUUGGACAUGAAAGUGUAUUGUUUUCUUCCUUUUGAAAUCAGUCAAAUGAAGUGGUUUGCCUAACAAGGCAGGUCUGUUAGACAACUGCAAAAAGGAAUCAGGCAUUAUUGGUAUGUUUCUCCUACA
This is a messenger RNA of Lolium perenne, 1245 nucleotides long. RefSeq names its product cytochrome c oxidase assembly protein COX11, mitochondrial. The record is from RefSeq and is a predicted model, not a curated record. Gene Ontology annotation, cellular component: mitochondrial inner membrane. Gene Ontology annotation, molecular function: copper ion binding. Lineage: Eukaryota; Viridiplantae; Streptophyta; Magnoliopsida; Poales; Poaceae.